Peronospora farinosa is the source of this 2910-nucleotide messenger RNA. The record is from the annotation of a GenBank genome assembly. NCBI's taxonomy places the organism in Eukaryota, Oomycota, Peronosporomycetes, Peronosporales, Peronosporaceae.
AUGGAGCCGGACGAGCUCCUGCUCGAACCGCAAGUAGCUGUCGUCCAUGACCAUCACUCGAAGCCUGUUGACGAGCACGAUGUAACAAGUGUGUCUAAUGUUGAACUGCCAUCAAUGGACGAUCCUCUGUCCAUCUCUUCUUCAUCCUCUUCAUCUCUUAAUCGUCGUCGUGGUCGUGGACGUGGCCUUCGUCUUGGGGGGGACAAAGUCGAUUCGACAAUGGUCCUUCCAAGUUUUAUUUGGGACUAUUUUGUCAAAGAUUCAAGUGGAAAAUACGUCAUUUGUACAUUAUGUCCCGCCCAAACGACACGGUUUGCGUAUUCCGGUGGCACGAGUACCAUGAACCGUCAUUUACGUAAAAAACACCAGAAAUACGCCCCCGGCAAAGGACCGUCGGAUUACGAAUCAUCCCGUCGUGCCCAUCCCCCUCGACAGUCGAUCACGUCAUCGAUUGUUAAUCCUAUUACAACCCCCCUCCCCCCCUGGUCUCUUGCUCGCAUCGGAGACUGGAAAUGUAUUGGGGACAUUAUCACCAGAGGAAGAGAAACACCAACGUCAUUCUCAUCAUCAUCAUCAUCAUCAUCAACAGUAACGGAUCAAGCAACACCAUUUGGGACGGACUUUGAUCCGUCUGGAUUUGUGACGUUAUCGGGAACGUCUACAACGGCCACGUCCAGUGCGUUGCAAUUUCCAGUGAAUUUUGAAUUGAAUGACGCAGGAAUGGACUCGAUGGUGGGCGUUGGACUGGAUCAGCGGUUCUUUGACUAUUCGACACUUUCAGGAACAUCUACAAUGGGACGGACGCGUCGACAGAGUGCUGCUGCCAUUAAUGGAACAAGUGGUUGUACGGGAAACAAUGGGAACGUGAGCGCAACGAAUGUGGUAAGUCAGAAAAUUUUGACCCAUCGACUACUCAAGUAUCUUAUUGCACAGUAUGAGCCGCUGGAUAUGUCGCACAUGGGCGCAGAGUUGGGGAUGCUGUUGUUUGGAGGAGCGACGGAGUGGCCUACGCCUGGACUUACCUUUGGGUAUGGAGGAGCAAGCAUGGGUGGAGCAGCUCCAAAACUUCCAUCUGAAGACGCGAUUAAAUUAGCGUUGGCGAACUUGUACUACUCACAGCGAGAGAUCUUGAAAGAAGUUAUGGUAGACGUUGAAGUGCUGAGUUUAUCACUAAACAAUUGGACAUCGGCGUAUGGGCAAAAUGUACUUACUGUUAGUGGUCAUUGGAUCUCUCGCGGAUUUCGACGCCGUGACUGUGUGCUGGAAGUCUACGUUUUACCUCUGGAUGAACGUGUCAACACCAUCGCGUUGCUUCGAGAUGUCAUGGAUAAGUGGGAUAUUCCGUCAUCGAAAGUGGCAGCGCUUACUAUGCGUCUCCACAAGCCUACCACGGAUACUACCCAAAAAGACGAUACGGAUACACCACGGACAGUUGCAGAAGUUCAGGCAGAAGCAAAGGCUGAAGCAAGUGCAAUUCAUAGUGAAUAUCCGGGCUUGGCAGUCGUAAGGUGCUUUGUGGAGGAGCUCGAAGGAGCUGUCUCGAGCGGGUUACAGAAGUGCGCUGAUCUCACUCGUAGAUGCCGCAACUACGUGUCGUACUUUAUUCAAAACCCAUCUGAAUACCAGAUAUUUCUUGCUCUUCAACGCAGUAUGGGCGAGGAGGCAUCUGCGGCUACCGCUGCAUCCACUCAAGCAGCGUCUAUUGCUGCGACAGCGGAUGGGGUCAGCGUAAGCGUCGCUGGGAGCGGCAACACCACGAUGGAGGACGAGUUGAACGAUGUCAGGAUAGGUCCACCUGCGGAUGCAGCUAGGGGUGCUGGAGCGUCCUCCACUCAACAUGCUAGCGCAAUGCCACAGACGUCUGCUUCAAGUGGCAAUACCGGUGAGGUAUUACCAGUAAUCUGCGACUUUGACGAACGCUGGAAUUCGACAACCGAAAUGAUGUGUAGAAUUGUUCAACUAGAACCUAUGCUGCUACGUUACAAAACGGGACUAGACAGUGAUACAAACCCAGCUCGGAGACCGAUGCAGCUUCGAUUUAUGUGCUGCGAGUUGUCAUCUGAGGAGUGGGCAGCACUCAAGCAAUUGGCUCGACUGCUUGACCCCAUCGAAGGCUUGGUGCACGUUUCGCCACUCGAAUACCCCGGUCUAUCGAUUGUAUAUCCGCUUUUGCAUUCAUUGAAGAAACAUUUGGCGGAUGCUGGUACAUGGGUGACUGAUCCGCUUGUGGCGGUGGUACGCCAUACUAUCGUCAGCAACCUUAAUAUGGAACUUUGCUCUCCUGGCCAGGCUCCGUCAUCUCCGUACCUGUCGUGUCUACUAGAUCCGCGUUUCAAGACGUUGCCGUUUUUAUCGACAUCCGAGAAGGAUCGACUAGUAGAAUCAUUACAUAUUCUUCUCGGAGUACAUGAUAAGAAUGACAUCAUUGACAACGACCAGCACCAGCAUGUCAUGGUGACGGAGGAAGAUCAAGCAGACGAGCUGAAGAAACAGAGUCGGAGUGCUAAAGCAUUAAGUGGAUUCGUUGCGGGUGCUGCUCCCGCAAACAAGAAGGCAGCCGCUCUUCUACACGAGUUUUUUCCGCUGGACGAGCCUGCGAACGAAAUCGACAAACUUAAAGCCCAAGUGCAGCAAUACCUGGACUCGCCUUCAUUGCCAGCUACAGAUAAUACUGAACACGAUCCUCUCGAGUGGUGGAGUCGCUAUCAGCGAUUGUUCCCAUCACUAGCGCGACUUGCAAAAAAGUAUUUAUGCAUGAGUGCUGUUUCGACUCCGUUCAAAGAAGCCUUUACAAACUAUGGGCAGUUAAUGCGUGAGAAGAGAGCUCGGCUGGAUAUCGAAGUGGCAGCUCAGGUGCUUUUUUGCCGUAGUGUUUCUCGGAUCCCAGAGAUGGAACGUAUUGGAGUGUAA